This is a messenger RNA of Helobdella robusta, 693 nucleotides long. RefSeq lists its product as hypothetical. Bases 1 to 693 code for a protein of 230 amino acids. Gene Ontology annotation, cellular component: voltage-gated calcium channel complex. The transcript has 6 exons. NCBI's taxonomy places the organism in Eukaryota, Metazoa, Annelida, Clitellata, Rhynchobdellida, Glossiphoniidae. The record is from RefSeq and is a predicted model, not a curated record. Gene Ontology annotation, molecular function: voltage-gated calcium channel activity.
AUGAUGACAAAGAAGAGAAAAAAAAUAAAAAUAACAAUAACAACAAUCGUCUGGAAAUUCCUGAUUCUAUUUUUAAACUUCGGGAUUUCCACCUGCGAUGAGUUAAACCUCCCUCUCCAUUCCAUCAUCAAAUUUUCCGAUCAUUUUGGCCAGUCGGUUUACGAUAAAGUCGCCAAGGCAACCGCCAUCAUGGAUCUCAAAAUUCUAAAAAUUAUCAAGGAUUACCUUCUAUUGGAGCCCAAUGUAAAACAAGUUGACGGUCAGAGCUUGACCAGUGACAUGAAAAGGGCAGUACAGAAAAUGCUACAUAGGAAACUUAUCGCUUUACAUAGUCUUUCCAACAUGUCUGAUGUAUCCUUCCGUCAGCACAUAUUUGAUCCUACUCUUAGAAUGACAUACCCCGAGUCGAAGAAUUUAAACUACACUGACUUCAUACUCGUCCGCAGUGCACAGUUCAACGACAUGACUGUAAACUUCACAAUGAGCACUGUGCACAUCCCUAACAGUGUCUACGAGAAGUCGUCAGACGUCUUGAACGGUGUGGCUUGGUCGGCCAGUCUGGACGACACAUUCAAGAGGAACAACGAACGAGAUGAACAUCUUAAAUGGCAGUACUUCUGUAGCUCCACUGGCUUCCUACGCAUGUAUCCUGUUUUCAUAUCAGAUGAAUAUGUAUGCUUCAGAAUUCAAUAA